UACCUGUCGGGAGAUCGUCCUGGUGGCUCAGUUUCCCAGUAAUACAGCCAUGGGCAGCAAGAAGAAGGAAAUUGCCCUGCAGGUCAACAUCAGUACCCAGGAACUUUGGGAGGAAAUGCUCAGUACCAAAGGACUAACUGUUGUUGACGUCUAUCAAGGCUGGUGUGGCCCCUGCAAGCCCAUGGUGAGCCUCUUCCAGAAGCUGAGGAUCGAGGUUGGAUUGGACCUUCUGCAUUUUGCAUUAGCAGAGGCAGAUUGUCUUGAUGUCCUCGAGAAAUACAGAGGGAGAUGUGAGCCAACCUUUCUAUUUUAUGCAGGAGGAGAACUGGUGGCUGUGGUUAGAGGAGCAAACGCCCCACUGCUGCAAAAAAUCAUCCUAGACCAGCUGGAGGCUGAAAAGAAGGUGCUGGCUGAAGGCAGAGAGCGGAAAGUGAUUAAAGAUGAGGCUCUUUCUGAUGAAGAUGAAAAUUUUUCCCGGGGAAAGGACAUUGUCGAAGAUGAGGAUGUGGUGUCCUCAGAGAAGCCGUGUACUGUGGCAAUCAUUAAACCAGAUGCAGUGGCCCAUGGAAAGACCGAUGAGAUUAUCAUGAAGAUCCAGGAAGCUGGGUUUGACAUUUUAACAAGUGAAGAGAGAACCAUGACCGAGGCAGAAAUGCGACUUUUCUACCAACACAGAGCUGGAGAGGAGGCAUUUGAGAAGCUGGUUCAUCACAUGUGCAGUGGACCAAGCCACCUCCUGAUCCUCACUAGGACUGAGGGCACCGAGGACGUGGUCACUGCCUGGCAAACUCUCAUGGGGCCUUGUGACCCCAGUGUGGCCAGGAGGGAGCAGCCUGAAAGUCUCCGUGCUCAGUACGGCACAGAAAUGCCCUUUAAUGCUGUCCAUGGAAGCCAAGACGGAGAAGCCGCCCGCAGGGAACUGGCCUUGCUCUUCCCCAAUUUGAAGUUUUCAGACAAAGAAGCCCCUCAGGAUCUGAAAUCCAGGCAAGUCAGGAGGACAGGACACAGUAAAGGUGAGGUGGGAGCUGACUUAUGCUGGCUCCCGCUGGCUGAGUCCUUGUCACUGCCAUCGGAGGAACAAGCUGAGGGUGCCACAGCAUGUGGCAGUCAGGAAAUCCUGGGAAGUGUGGCCCACUUUCUGGAAGGGGAGCCCUACAGGGGCAGCUUUCCUCUAGGACCUGCCCUCCGGGAGAGCCCAUGA
Otolemur garnettii (small-eared galago) is the source of this 1201-nucleotide messenger RNA. It is a transcript of the gene NME9, whose product is annotated as NME/NM23 family member 9. NCBI's taxonomy places the organism in Eukaryota, Metazoa, Chordata, Mammalia, Primates, Galagidae. Bases 50 to 1201 code for a protein of 383 amino acids. The record is from RefSeq and is a predicted model, not a curated record. The transcript has 12 exons. Gene Ontology annotation, molecular function: nucleoside diphosphate kinase activity. Gene Ontology annotation, biological process: CTP biosynthetic process; UTP biosynthetic process; GTP biosynthetic process.